This is a messenger RNA of Somion occarium, 770 nucleotides long. NCBI's taxonomy places the organism in Eukaryota, Fungi, Basidiomycota, Agaricomycetes, Polyporales, Cerrenaceae. The record is from the annotation of a GenBank genome assembly.
GAAGCAAUCUUGGUACCAGUGCGGCCUGUACUCGACGAGUUGCCAGUGGAAUACGACAUCCUCAAAAAUGAUGCAUCUGGAUCGAUGCUCUGACUCUCGUCCUCAGUUUCCGUUCUUCGCGGAUGUGGGGGUUUCGGUGACACUUCCCUCGGUCCGCUAGGCUUCAAGCUCAAUCGGAGAGGUGGAGGUAUCCUCGGUAUUGUCGAAGGUAUUCUAGGAAUGGAUGGUCUCCUAGUAGAUGAAGCCGAUGCUUGUCUGUUCCGCCCAGUGUCACCAGUAGACUUCGUCGACGAACCUGGCGUGAAUGACCAUCGUGACAGACGACUGGAUGAACGCGGGAGAACCGUGGAUGAACGCGUCGAACGUGGGUCCCCGUACGGUGUCAUUGGGGUUGGAGGCAUAUCGAAAUCGUCUGCGACGAUCGUGGCUGGUGUCGGUGAAUCAGGCCGUGAACCAGCAGUUCCUCCGAGGACGCUUCGGCCCUGGAUAUUCGCUUCGACGAUGGAAGCAGUCGGCGACUAUCUGUUUGGGAAUGGACAGAAGCGAAGUCUACGGUGGACAUUUCUUGUGAAGGUCCUCGAGAAUGUUGCGGCGCACGACGAUAUGGUUUUAUUCGGAAGAGCUCGAAUUUCUCCAAGUAGUGUUUGCGUUGACUUCGCCAACACCGCCACAGAACAAAUACGGUGAUGCUGAGCACGAGUGCACCGACUGAUACGCCGACUGCAAUGGCGACUCUGAAUAAAAACAAGGGGAUAAGCAUGAUGCACGAG